CGUAUCCUUCUCUGCCUCCCCUUCAUUCCCUCAUCUCAUAUUUUCGCCUCCUACCAACACCACCACCACUACGGGGGUCCAAGUGCCCGCAAACUGGACUUGAAGCUGCUUAUACCCAAGCCCGCAGAAGUGAAAUGUUUGUCCAUGCUCCCGUCGGAGAUAGAGUAAAGUGA
Molecule: messenger RNA, 173 nt
Organism: Protopolystoma xenopodis
Lineage: Eukaryota; Metazoa; Platyhelminthes; Monogenea; Polystomatidea; Polystomatidae
Source: the annotation of a GenBank genome assembly